GGCACAGGGAGGGGACAGGGAUGGGUUGUUUUCUCUCCCCCGCCCGCCCCGAGACCUGAGGAGAUGCAGCCCAAGUUCGCCGCGAUGACUCUGCUGAUGGCACCGGGGUUUCUCCGCGGCAUCGCAGCCUCCGGACCGCCCGAAUCCUGCUCCCUCUGAAUCGUCGGCGCCGGGUUAAAGCUCAGUUCUCAUGUUGUGGUUGCUGGGCUGCCGCGCUCCCGUUUUGCCAUGGGAGGUGGAGGAAAAGGGAUUGUCCGUGAGUCAACACCGAAAACGUGAUUAGGAGGAACUGCUUUCACUAAUCUGUUUCUAACCUUUCAGUCCAUGUUGGCCUGUGACCCCUCUCAGCUUUCACAUCCAGCCUGAUCAGACCACAACACUGGUCUCCCUAUGGAAGCAACUGUUUGUAUUUGGCUUUGAGGUCCCAUGGAGAAGCCAAGGAGGGGGAUGGCUCUUCAUAUCCAUGAAGCCUGGAUACUUCUGUUUGUGCUCCCUGGUUUGGUCACUCCAGCUGCCAUCAAUCAUGAAGAUUACCCUGCUGAUGAGGGGGACCAGGCCUCCAGUAAUGACAAUCUGAUCUUUGAUGAUUACCGGGGGAAGGGCUGUGUGGAUGACAGUGGCUUUGUGUACAAACUGGGAGAACGUUUUUUCCCAGGACAUUCCAACUGUCCCUGUGUCUGUACUGAGGAUGGACCUGUUUGUGAUCAACCAGAAUGCCCUAAAAUCCACCCAAAGUGCACAAAAGUGGAACACAACGGAUGCUGUCCAGAAUGCAAGGAAGUGAAAAACUUUUGUGAAUAUCAUGGGAAAAAUUACAAAAUCUUGGAGGAAUUUAAGCCCUCGCCAUGCGAAUGGUGUCGCUGCGAGCCCAGCAAUGAAGUUCACUGUGUUGUAGCAGACUGCGCAGUCCCCGAGUGUGUCAACCCAGUCUAUGAACCUGAGCAGUGUUGUCCUGUCUGCAAAAAUGGAAUUCCUGAAAUGGCCAGAUUUUAAGAUUGCACUUAAACCCCCUUCAGUCAGAGUCUAUGCAAUGUGCUGGUUGGCUGUGCAGAUGCAAGGGAAUGUGCCCAGCCAAGGAGAAGUGCUCCCCAUGCCGGAUUUUGCUGGACUCCACCAUCCUCUCCCCAGGUCCUGGCAGCUGAAGGCAGUAGCACAGCGUAGCCACAUCACCCUGCAUGGUUGUGAAUUACUGAUGGCAGCCAACUUUUGGGGCACCACCCCCUUCAGGUGUCAGCCCGAGGGGCCACGGGAAGGACUGGAUAAUGCUCUUUCUGAUGACCAGCAGGAAUGUGAACUGUGGUGCCCUUUUAGCUCAAUUAAAGCAGUGACUUGAUUACCAUCAGAGGAAAGACAGGAUUGAUUUGAAAGCUUGUAGAAGAUCAAGACUGAAAAUGAGCAGGUGUAUUUGGGCCAGGCAGACACCAACCUGACAAAAUACUCCAGUGCUUGCUUUACUGUUCCUUGAGAAGUCAUUUCCCUGAAACUGAUUUUCAAUGGAGCUCGUCCAUCUGAUCACUUCAGGCCAAGGGGUUAAAGGCAUGUAGAUGCUGAACUUGCUGGUGAGAAUCAGACACAAAAGCAUCUCUCAAGAGCUGCAUCCUCCAUUGCUUUGGAAAACUCCAGCACUUGGAUUAUCCAGAUGCUUAAAUGCCCUGCUGACUCAAGAUUGAUCUGCUCCCCAUGCUCACAGCUGUUGGAAGAGGCCUCUAUAACACUGAAAAGCUUUGGAAAAGUUAAAACUUCCAAAAUUAGCCAUGCUGGUGUUGGAUAGCAUCAGGGAGGGCUGAGUUGAAUCUCCCACGUCGUGAAGUUUCAGAGA
Molecule: messenger RNA, 1819 nt
Organism: Sturnus vulgaris (Common starling)
Lineage: Eukaryota; Metazoa; Chordata; Aves; Passeriformes; Sturnidae
Source: RefSeq, a predicted model, not a curated record